Messenger RNA from Branchiostoma belcheri (Belcher's lancelet), 3981 nucleotides. Its product is annotated as forkhead box protein P1-like. The record is from RefSeq and is a predicted model, not a curated record. The coding region runs from base 353 to 2677 and encodes 774 amino acids. The transcript is spliced from 20 exons. Gene Ontology annotation, biological process: regulation of transcription by RNA polymerase II. Gene Ontology annotation, cellular component: nucleus. NCBI's taxonomy places the organism in Eukaryota, Metazoa, Chordata, Leptocardii, Amphioxiformes, Branchiostomatidae. Gene Ontology annotation, molecular function: RNA polymerase II cis-regulatory region sequence-specific DNA binding; DNA-binding transcription repressor activity, RNA polymerase II-specific.
UUCGUACACUAUCCAGAGGGUUUUGACGGAUUUGUGAUGGAAUUUCUGGAUUUGAGGGGCUACAGACGCUCGGCGGAUGGAUAUAUUUGUAUUUAUCGUGCGUUGUUGCAUGCUUUGCCGUACACAAUUGCAUGUGUACUUCAAAGCUACAAUUUAUUGGCGGCUGGGGCCUCCAAGUCGUCCCCCAAACGACGCGACGAGUCUUGACACCAAGAGACUAAGACAAAGAACAACAAGAACAAAAGAGAGGGGCUAAGAAGAAAAGAAGGACAAGAAGAAGAAGAUAAAGAAGAGAGGAGGUCCCACCACAAGUUGCCAACUGGUCCCAUGUAUUUAUGACUUCAAGUUGAACAUGUCCCAGGAGGCAGGGAUGCCCAACGUUCUACAGGAAACAGCGACAAGUGAAAGCGCGCAACCGACGAGCGGCCGGGUGGCGGGGGGAGGGGACGCGGCGACACAGAACGCACACGGCGCAACGGAAGCCGACCUGGCGGCGCACCUCCAGCAACAGCAGGCCCUGCACCAAGCCAUCCUGCUCCAACACCAACAACAGCAGCAGGCGCUGAAAGGGGCCAAGCCUGGAGACAAGGGUGUGCCAGUCUCUGCCGCACAGAUGCCACAGGUAUUGCUGGCUCCCCAGCAGCUGACACCUGUUCAGCUGCAGCAGAUCCUGCAGCAGCAGGUGUUGUCACCGCAGCAGCUGCAGCAACUCAUGGCACAACAGACACUCAUCCAACAACAGCAGCAGCUACAGGAGCUGUACGCCAAGCCGGGUGUGAACAAGGACCAGCAGCUGAAGAUGCAGCAGCAGCUGCAGGAACAGCUGCAGCUCCAGAUGCUGCAGCAGCAGCAGGCCAUGGCUGCGCUCGUGGCGACCACCGGCGCCGGGGGGAAGCAGCCCGACGCCAGCAAACAGCAACAACUGCAGCAGAUGGCUCUACAGCAACAACUCUUUUUACAGAUGCAACAGGCGCAGCAGCAGCAGUUGAUCUUCAGACAACACGGCCUGGUCCAAACCCAGCAGGGUGUCGUACCUGUCCAGCUGACACAAGGUCUGUCCCCGGCCGAGAUCCAGGCACUCUGGACGCAGCUGACGGGGGGCGCCGCAGGGAUAAUCCACGAUCCUACCAAGGCCACUAACAACAUCACUGUCAAUGUCGCAGCAACCUCCACCACCGCGGGGGGUACCGCAGCCGCCGCCGCAGCCACCACCAUCCCGACGUCACCGUCCAUACCAGCCGCGCCGGUCAUGAACGGGCAGGCCUUCGCCUCCGCGGCGGGGGACGCAGCCUUGCUGCACGCAGGACUCGUCAUGGCCAACCCUCACACUAUCUCCAGCCCGAUCGCGGAUGGCCGAACCUCUCCAGGACACAACCACCCCCUGUACGGGAACCGCAUGUGCAAGUGGCCGGGCUGUGAGGCUGUCUGUGAGGACUUUGGCCUCUUUCUCAAGCACCUGAACACGGAGCAUGCUCUGGAUGACAGGAGCACGGCCCAGGCCAGGGUGCAGAUGCAGGUGGUGGCACAGCUGGAGUUACAGUUGGCAAAGGAGCGUGAGCGUCUGCAGGCCAUGAUGACCCACCUGCACAUGAAGCCGGCCGAGCCGAAGGAGCCUGUGAGCACGAUUGUAAACCUCCUUCCUUCCCAGUCUACUACUGCAGGCACACACCCACACCUCCAAGAUUCAAAGUGGAUGCUUUCCCAAAUGGAAAGGGAGGCUAGAAGCAGGAUCACUCCUGUCAUGUCCAAGCCCGAGCCGCCGCCCCCGUUGCCGCCUCCCUCGCCGGUCGUUACCCAUGAUUCCACACCGCACACGCCCACCACCCCAACGACUCCGGUCAUGACGGCGCCGGCCACGCCCACGGCCGUCGGUCCGAUCCGCCGCAGGGCCAGCGAGAAGUACAACCUCCCACUGUCAGAAGAAAUCCAGCGAAACCAUGAAUUCUAUAAGAACGCCGACGUGCGACCACCGUUCACCUAUGCUUCUCUCAUAAGACAGGCGAUCAUUGAAUCUCCGGAGAAACAACUCACCCUCAACGAGAUCUAUAACUGGUUCACGAGAACCUUCGCGUAUUUCCGACGGAACGCAGCGACGUGGAAGAACGCUGUACGCUACAAUUUGUCGGUUCACUCUUGCUUUCAAAGACUUGAGGACAGUUUCGGCUCGUAUUGGACAGUGGAUGAUGAGGAAUUUAAAAAGCGGCAUCACGUUAAGCGGGGCAGGCCUAGAAAGUACCCACCUGAUUAUGAGCACGAUGAGCCCAAAUCAGGCGACACUGACAAACUCAUGCCUGAAGGUUGGAGUCUACCACUUGCUGGUAGGGGGUUUGGCCGUCGAGGCAUGGGCGGAGUUGUACCUGACCACAACCUGUAUGCAGCCAACAUCAAUGCCAAUCUACAGGUAGGCGCAGCUUUUCUCUAUGAGGCGACGUUGGCAGAAAACAACCUCCCGCUGCUGAGUAGCGCCGCCACCGGCCUGGCUGGACCCCCCACGUUGCUUCCUGACAGGGACGGGUCCGAACACGUCCCCAGCGAAGAGGACUCCCCUCACAUGAGCCCAACCGAUGUGCAGGUGAAGGUUGAACCGGUGCAGGUCAAAAUGGAGCCAGAAGAGGGUGCCCAAAGGCCGGGGGCAAAUGGGGACAACAGGGCAGAGGAGGUGGAGUCCCCCAAAUAACUACCUUCCUCCACUCCAAUAACCAACCACUCAAAACACAGGGAGUUCUCUCCAGGCUAAACUGAGAAAAGAGGAUACAGACUUUUAUUUUUCCAGAUUCAGUUUGAAAAAUCUUCCAUGCAUCGUUGUAACAGGGAGAGCAAGAGGGAAAGGAAGAAAAAAAAAGACUCACCAAAAGUUAGCAAUUUUUGUCUGUUUCCAUGGCAACAACAAGUUGUGAACUUGUUUGCCUGAUGCAUACCAGCAGGCCUGGUGGUGACCUUUGACCUCUGAAAGAAGCGUUUUGAUUGGCUCUCCCGUCAGUGUAGAUAAACUUUCUUUUUAGAUCCUCUCCUUUCUUGUUUCUUGCAGGCUAGUGAAUUUUUAGCUAUGUUGGAGGAAGCUUAUUUGAAAAUAAGUUGCUUAACCUUAGUUUUAGUUUUGGAAAGAAAGAAAAUGUUUAAUGUAAUGUGAACUUGCAUCAUUUCUGAAUCAUUUUCAUUUGUUUAUCAAGUCUGCCAUGUAGAUAGGAUAGAUACAAUUUGUUAGGGUGUGUAUCCUCUUUUCCAGUCUUGUCCUGUGCACUCCUUGUCCAGACCAAAUUAAUUGUUAAAACCAACCCUCCAAAUAAUGUCAGUUUUAGACCAAUUUUACCAAAGAGUCAAUUUUCGUUGUGUUGUGACACUGUGUCGCCGGGCAACUUGUUUUGCCCAGUUUUUUUCCGUUUUCUGUCUUUGACUAUUGUUUGACGGGAAACAUUCUCAAGAAACCCCCCUCAGAAGUCAAAGUGGUAGCACCCAGGAAUAAGCAACAGACACAGUUUUGUGGGGUGCGCCACUUUAGGAGAGGGGGUGUUGAAAUGGUCUCAUACCAGGGGUUUGGUCCCUGUGCAAACUGCAGCUGUAUGUUGCUUUUAGCUAGCCCCAUAGAUGGCUCUAUUUUUAUUGUGCAAAUGCAUUAUGUGCUUACGUAGGUAGGAUUAAUGUUAAGUGUAUUAUGUUAACGUACGGUAAUUAGAAUGAUCGCAGUGAUCCAAAAAAAUUGUUUUUCCCCCAGUUUAUUUGGGGUGAAUAAUGCCACUUUUGUGUUUUACGAAAUUGUGAGAAAGAAAACGCUAACAAUCUUGACCAAGUACCUAAUAAGGACACAGCACUGAUCAGUACCAUGUCGUAACCCUAAUGUUAACGUGCUUCUGCCUUAGCUAGUCUCCGUACUAUGCAGUAUAAGUAAACAGACUACUGCGUCGUUUGAUUCCAAAACCCUCGAUUAACCUGUAACAGUUGUAAAUGAAGAUUUCUUCGUAAUUGAAGACAAUAAUUAAUGUG